This is a messenger RNA of Mangifera indica (mango), 1070 nucleotides long. RefSeq names its product fasciclin-like arabinogalactan protein 7. The record is from RefSeq and is a predicted model, not a curated record. The coding region runs from base 242 to 1012 and encodes 256 amino acids. The transcript is spliced from 2 exons. NCBI's taxonomy places the organism in Eukaryota, Viridiplantae, Streptophyta, Magnoliopsida, Sapindales, Anacardiaceae.
CAUGUUCUACGCUUAAACUAUUAUUAACCAUAAUAUUGCUUAACCACACGACUAAAUUUUUCUUGCAUUAAUAUUUUUUCUACUAAAUUUAUCUUUAUAUAUACUCUUAAACAUUUCAGCUUCUGCGGAAGCAUUAUCAGCACCAUUUCUUUGUUUCCACUCUCUCUCUCUCUCUUCUCUCUCAAAUUCUCCUGAUCAGGAAUCCGGGAGUCUGGUCACCUUACAAGGCAAAACACAAGCCAUGGACAAAAUGAGACUUUCCAUGGUGUUCAUGAUUGGUGCGCUAUUGUUUUUGUGCUCUGCAUCAAAUGCUCAAAAAGUUGCUAGUCCUCCCUCACCCUCAGUGUCCCCAACUCCAGCGCCAGCACCAGCUCCUGCUUAUGUGAACCUCACUGAUUUACUCACUGUAGCCGGUCCAUUCCACACCUUCCUUAACCACCUUGAAUCCACUAAAGUCUUGGAUACCUUCCAAAACCAAGCUAACAAUACUGAACAAGGCAUCACCAUAUUUGUGCCCAAAGAUGAUGCCUUUAAUUCACUUAAGAGCCCUUCCUUAUCCAAUCUCACUAAAGACCAACUUAAGCAACUUUGCCUAUUCCAUGCCUUGCCGCAAUACUACUCUCUGUCUGAUUUCAAGAAUCUUAGCCAAGGGGGCCCUGUUAACACAGAUGCUGGUGGGGGUUACUCCUUGAAUUUCACUGAUGAUUCUGGGACUGUGCUCCUUAAUUCGGGAUGGACCAGAACUAAAGUUAGUAGCAGCGUGUAUUCAACUGACCCUGUUGCCGUGUAUCAAGUUGAUAAGGUCCUUCUACCUGAGGCAAUCUUUGGUACCAACAUACCUCCAGUGCCAGCUCCAGCGCCUGCUCCUGUUACACCGGCUGCUGAUGCGCCAUCUGUCGAUGGCUCUUCUCCAAAAUCUUCACCAGCAAAGUCUUCUGGUGUGGUCAUCAACUGGGGUAUUUGGAGUAAGUUGGUUUUGGCGGUCUGUGGUGGGUUGAUACUGUUUUUGUAAGAGAUGAUUUGAUUUAGUCUUUAAUUUAUGUUACAAUGAUAUAUCUGGAUUUGUUUCA